This is a messenger RNA of Poecilia latipinna (sailfin molly), 8749 nucleotides long. RefSeq names its product cardiotrophin-like cytokine factor 1 (gene clcf1). The record is from RefSeq and is a predicted model, not a curated record. The coding region runs from base 5085 to 6452 and encodes 455 amino acids. NCBI's taxonomy places the organism in Eukaryota, Metazoa, Chordata, Actinopteri, Cyprinodontiformes, Poeciliidae. Gene Ontology annotation, biological process: positive regulation of tyrosine phosphorylation of STAT protein; cell surface receptor signaling pathway. Gene Ontology annotation, molecular function: cytokine activity. The transcript is spliced from 2 exons. Gene Ontology annotation, cellular component: extracellular region.
UCUCUAAUACCUCUUUCAUAUUCUGGCAUUUAGGAAAUCUAAAUAAGUUUGCUAAUCCUAUUUGACCUAAACCAAAAUGUUUAGUCUGACUUGUUGUCAGACAGUGAGAAAAAAAAAGUUAUGUGUCUUUUUAGUGUAUGUAAAUAUCUGGUUUCACUGUAACUGAUGUUACCUGGUUUUGUUCUCCGCUGCAGCUCCUCUGCAGCAACAGAAUCAAAGCAUGUAGCAAAUUUAAGUCUGGAAAACACAGCUUGGGCUCGUUUACGGUUAAAUCCAGUCUCCAAAUUUAUACCCAGAUCAUGACAAUCUACUUUAGCCUUCCUAAUCAAUGUCACAUGGGAAACAAUAAACAUAAAUUUCAGCCUGAUUAACAACAUCUUCUGUGCACGUACAUUAUGUUUUCUCUCUGUUUGAGAGCUCUUUCAAGUGGUUAGAGUGAUGGAGGGCAACCUUUUUUGGCAGCCACUUUUUCCUGGAGCAGACCGGUUACAUUUACUUGCGCAUGGUUUUCCCACCGUACCAAAUUCUCUUUAAGUGCUUGUUUGAAACCUCAAAUGGUGGUGCAUGUUGUGAAAGAUGACAUACCAGCGCUCUCAGAGGGAAGUGGUACAACAUCCACAAACACCGGGUCACUGGUUUACCAAAACACCGUCUGGGUUGUAAAGUAUCCCGCCCUUACGAGGAUCUUUUUGCCCCAAAACUUAUCCUUAUGCCCUAAACUUCAACUCUGACCUCCGACCCCCUGGUGGUGUUUAAUUUAAACCUAUUUGGGGGCUCAGAAGCUGUGCAUGUUCCGCUUUUUUUGGUCUGCUCUGCAGAUGGCAGCCAGAUUCCAGAGUGCCACAUCUGACAUUACACCAGAGAACCAACCAAAGGAUAAAAAUAUGAUGUGCUGUGGAUAACAGUGCUCCCAUGUGUGUGUGUGUGCGCAGCUCAGAUUUGCAUGCGCAUCUGCUGUAGGACGCACAGAUGCGGGUCAUGGUCAGCCAUUGGAGGGAACCCCGGUGAGCCGUAAUGCAAUCCUCCCACUGAGAAUGUUCUGGUUUCAUCCCUGCCCUGCGGAGUGUGCUUCCUCUGCCAGGUACACGCAGUCGGCCUCGAACCCGCAGGGCUCGCCUUGAAGUCAGCCGAUAUGCCGACUGUACUGUAGUUACUCAAUCUAAUAUUAUAUAACAACAAAACAGCUUGGAGUCUGAAUUAUCUCAGUUUACUCGUACAAAGAGAGAUUGUUUUCAGCUGCAGCAAAGGUUGCCUUCAUACAUGUCAGAGCUCAAUCAAAACAACAAGAGCCUUCCACGUCUGGCAAUCAUCUCCCGAGCAUGUGGCGGCAGACAAAGAGAGCCGCUAGCAGUAGUUUAGGCUCAUUUUUACCAGGAGUGCUAUUCCUUCCUCUCCCCGGGACUCAUUUUCUUUGCUACCUGUUUAUACCUUUUUUAAUGCAACCUACUUACCUCCAGGGCUGUUUACUGUGAGUCACUGGUGUUGUGGUGAGUUCUGGGGACAGGGGGGUGGGGGGGUGUAAUUCAGGAUGCUCUGCGGCACCAGGAGCUGCAAAUGUGCGGCUGAAAGAUGCGCAUUGCAGCUGACAGGUGAUGAGGCUUUUGCAGUUAGGGAGAACGGAGGAGGCUUUGUUGGCAGAUGCUGCCCUGGUUGACUGAUUUCGAGGUGUGUGUCUGUGUGGGAACAUGCGGGAGCUGCUUCUUGGCUAGACCUCAGUAAUUUAGAUAAUAGUCUGGGGGAGGAUUUUUUUUUUUUUAAUGCCAUCAACAACUGAAGGUUAGCAGGUAGCAGAAACAUUAGCGGCUACAUUAUGUUCGUGCCUCCAGAUGAGCAGUUGGGGAGUUGUUUGUUCAGGUUUCGUCCUUGUCAGCGCAGCGACAGGCAUUUCUAAUCUUGAUUUAAUUUGAAACUGCCAACUUCCCAAUCUGUCAUUCAAUCUGCCAGGAAAGCUCAUUUGGCAAAUAUGUUUUGAAGUGAGGUUUAGCCUGCUGGGUGGGUUGAGAUAUCUUGGGAAAUAUGUGUCAUCACAGUGACUUAGUCGUUAUUAUCGCAAUUUGUAACAAGAGGAUUUAUGCUUCCAAUUUGUUCCCUUUCUAAUUAUUUCCCAGGCUCUGUUUGUAGCAAAUUAAACAAAAAAAAAGGUCUCUGUGUGCUUUCUUCUUUAAAUGCAGAGCCUUGCAAAAGUAUUCAUAGUCCUUUUUUAUCUUGUUACAGACUUAAAUGUGUUUUAAUACUAGGAUUUUAUUUAGGAGAUCAACAGAAAGUGGGUUAGAACUGUAAAAUUAGUGAAAAAUGGCUUUCAACCAUUUAAAAAGAUGGAAUUUGUGGUAUCCCCACUUUAUUACUUAUAAAGGAAAUCCAGGGCAAAAUAAUCUACAAAAAAAAAUAAAAAAUCUACCUUUGUGUUGUUAAAUCUCAAUAUGAAUCCAGCUGUUCUGUUUUGUUUAUUAGAGAAUAUUAGUGAAGAAACAGCAUCAUGAAGACCAAGAAACACAACAAACACAUCAGGAAGAAAGUUGUGAACAUGCUUAAAGCACGCUUAUGAUAACCAUCCAGACCAGGGAUGUCUCACAAGGUUAAGGUUAGCAGCAUUGAUCAUCCAUACGAACAUGUAGGGAGUUCAGAACAACUGCAUCGCCACAGGCUGAACAAGAACAACGGCAAACUGGGAAGCAGCCAAGAGGACGUUGGUAACUCUGCACAGAUCCGAAGCUCAGGUUGGAGAUCAUGUUGACAGGACGUCUAUUAGUUAUGCAGUUCACAAAUUUGGCCCAAAGCUGUUGCUGAAAGAAAUUGGCAGUUUAUCAGAAGACGCUAAAGGGAGGUACAAUGUGUUUUCCAGGCACAAUAAAAACAACUUAAAAGAAAUUAGAUUUUGCUUCAACAUAACACGAUACAAAGAGCAAAAACUUUGAUUUUCCAUGACUCCACACACACACACACACACACACACACCACUCCUCCCAAUCCUCUUUAAAGAUGUUUUUCUACUAAGAUGAGACCACAACUGAAUUUUGUUGCACAUCCCAACAAAAUUCAGUUGUGAUGGUGGUGGGAACAUCAGCAUUUCUUCACGAGGGUACGAAGAGCUGAUCAGAGCUGAUGGGAAGGAGCUAAAACAGGAUAAAAAGACAUGUAAGAGGCUCCAAAAGCCUUGCAGCAGGACAAUUGGUGCAAAUUCAUGUGUGACCUAAAUAUGUGUCAAAUCUUGAAAACUGCUUUCCGCCUAACUGACUAUUUUGUAAAGAAGCGAGCCGUGAAACAUGGUGGUAGAAACAUCAUGCUGUGGGAAUGGUUUUGUUCAACAGGGACAGCGUUCAGAGUGAAUGGAAAGACAGAAAACUUUAGACAGUGGUGGAGUUUCACCUUCCAGCAGGACAACAACCCUAAAUAUACAAACAGCGCGACAGUGGGAAGGUUUGUACAAAGGGCUGUACAUUUUUGUCCGUUGAGUAGUAUAGCAUACAUAAGAACAGCGAGUUUCUACCCAACCCUGUUUGGGAGUGGGCACCGAUACGGCUGAGUCACAGGGAAAACGCGUUGGCUGUUUAAGGUCAUUUCUCCAUUCAGCGGGCCCAACAAGCGUGUUAAAGCUAAAUGUUUUGAAAUAUGUCAGAGCGAUUUCACUUCAGGUCUCUCGUUCUUCUUGUGGGGUCCAUCGUGGAGGAUGACAGAAAGAAAAGGGAGGGAGCAAGAGAGCUAAUCAGGGUUAAUUGGCUGCUGUUUUUUCUUCUUUUUUUUUCUCUAACCUGAGGCAGAAAGGAGACGGAGGAGAAACUCUGGAGGAAAAGGGAGGAAGGCUUAAGUACACUGUGACUAAUUUAAAAGGAGAAAGGGAUUGAAUUGGCGGGGCAACAGGAGGGCCGACUGAGGUGUGUCUGAGCUGGACGGAGGCUGACUGAGCGCCAGAGAGAAAUAUUGUGCAAUGCACUUUUCACACCUAAUGAACAGCAGCAUGUUUUAGGAGCAUGAAUCACGGCUUUUUGUCUGGGCAACGUCAGGAUGAAAGGGAGCGCCGAGAGGAUGGGAAAGGAUGACAGAGUGCAGGAGGAGGAAAAAAGUGUUGUGUUUGGAGAAAUUUAGCGGGGGGAAAAAAGUGAAAGCAUCCAAAGAGUGAAAAAAAAAAAAAAAAAAAAAACGAGAGGCGGACGUACAUGAAGUACCGUACUGUCGAAAAAUCAACCUUUCAGCUCCAAUUUUCUCUGUUUGAAACCAGAGAUUUGGGCUCUGAAAGGUUUCAGUGUUGCUACCCCCCACUUCCUCUGAUCGUCCCGUCAUCUCUCUUUUCCUCAAACACACAUAACAUCACUGUAUACAAUCGCAGCAAUGUAAUGCUAAUCCACGUAUAUGAUGUCGACUGCAAACAUUCUAGCAAACACUCACAUGUAACCUAAAGCAGCUAUACAAACAAGGUAAAACAUAAACAAGAGGGCCACGAUGCAAACACGUUAAUGUUUGUGAUGGUAAAGAAAGCCACAUGUCUUUGUUUUGGAGGGUUUUGGUCAGGAAUGAACAUACGUGUGAGCUUUUGUGUGAACCCUGAACGUAGGAGCCAUUUGUUUUACUGUCUAGAGCUAUUAGGCGAGGUUUUAUUUAAACCCAGAGUAAACCUCCUACAGCCAGAGACCUCUAAAACGAGAUUGGAAACGGAAAAGGUUUCAUUGGCAGUGUCAGAUAACUCUGACCCCGGCAGGGUGCAACCAGGCAAAGUCGUCACCACACAGGCAAUGAAAUAAACCUGAAUAUUUUUUACAAUUCCAACAAACAGGGUUACGGUGAAGUCUGGAAACUGCUGCUGAAUGUUAUUUCUGUCCAUUUAGUCACUAGAUUUAUUAUAAAACUCAGUUUCCAAUAUAAAUAAUCUCAAAACAUAUGAGAAAAUAAUAGCUGAAAUAAGUUCUGCCUCUUUGUUUUUAAAAUAAAUAACUCUGCUGUGCGUGCUAACAUUUGGACACCUAAGACAUGCACGUCAUUAUAGAAGCAUCUCUUAUUGUCGGAGUUUUAAUCAGCCUUUUUUCUUUUGAUUUCCCCCCACAGUCCGUCAGCUGCUCGCAGUGCUGCUGGCUGCUGCCGUGGUAACGGCCAUGGAUCCUUCCCACAACCUGGCCAGCGAGAGAAGUUCGAUCGAAAGCACGUACGAGCUGACCAAAUACCUCGAGUACCAGCUCAAGGAAAUCAAAGACGUAUAUCUGACAUAUCUGGGCCCGCCGUUCAAUGAGAAAGACUUCUCUCCUCCUCGGCCCAACAGCACAGCUCUGACUCUGCCUAGUGCCGCCACCCGACUGGAGCUGUGGCACGGCCUGGAGAACCAAGCCCGACUCGCACAGAACCAGAGGGCCUACUCUAUCCUGCUGGCUGCUGUCAGGGAGCUGGCCCGUUCCACCCUCUGCCCGUCCCUCAAAACAUCCCUGCUGCACUUCUGCACCGGUCUGGAUGGACUUCUCGGCUCCAUUUCUGCACUGAUGAACUCCCUCGGUUACUCGUCCCCCGCUCAAGCUGCAGCUGGCGAGCUGCAGUUCCCGCAGAGGGGGACUGGGAGCAACCGGCCUGCUCCGCUCAUGAGCCAGAGCCUGUACCGAUCCAGAGAUGGGACAAGAACAGAGGCCAGUCAGCGUGGCAGCCAGAGAAGAAGUCGGAUAAAGAUGGUCAGAGAGAGGGAAGACGGCGACCAGAUGGACAGGAGAAGAGGGAGAACGGGGAAGAAAGCAGAGGCAACCACUGCUGUGGGGCGGAGUGGUGGGCAGAGGGAGAAGGGAAGAGGAGAACGAGUGAGAAGAGAGGAGAGGGAAGAGCAACAGGAGGUGCAGGAGCUGAAGGAAGAGGUGGAAAACUGGGGCAGAAGGAGAAGGUUGUUGAGUAUAGAAGAGAAUGAGGAUGAGAAGGACAGGGAGACCAAAAUCAGAGUGGAAGUGUCGUAUCUGGGCUCCGGAGAAAUCAUAAACCAUCAGCAAACGAACAACCAGUACAGCUUCAGUCUGAACUCAGAUCACCGAGACGCCCUCAGAGAUGAUGGAUUUAUUUUAGAAACAAACAGGAGAUUCGUUUUGAAGGGAGAAAAGGACGCAGAUAUGGACUCAGCCUCCUCCUCCUCCGCCUCCUUCCAGCAGCACCACCGGCGUCCUCGCUCUCUUCUCUACCCCACCCUCUCGCCUCCCCUCUCCACUCUCUCGCUCCUGUACCAGUUCGGAGUGGGUGAGGAGCACACCCUGCUCCCCCAGCCUGUCCCGCUUUCUCUACAGAGGGGCACCUCCCUUCUCUCUCCUCCUCUGAGUCCGCUGCUCUCCUCUUCGUCCUCCUCCCCUUCCACCUCCUCGUCACUCCUGGCAGCUCGGCCAACGAUGAACGAUUUCGCCAGGAAGGUGGAGGGCUUCUGGAUCCUGCGAGAGCUGCAGAGCUGGUUGUGGAGAUCGGCCAAGGACUUCAACCGUCUCAAGAAGAGACUCCGAGGCUGAGACGUUUGGGCGGCCCGGACAAGGACACAAAGACUCAUAAAAGUACGGCAAGGCGGAAAUCUAUUGUUUUCACAAAGUCUGAGAGGAAGCAACCGAGAUCUCUCUAAGCACAUUACCACAUCUAUACUGAACACAUCCAUUCAUCCCGUACUGGAACCAGUGGAUAAUGGACUUUUUUUGCUGGUCACCAUUCCUGCUACUGGAACAUAACGCACACAAAGCCAUGACAAGACUGUUCUGACCGCACAUUGGAGGUAAUUGAGAUAAACUCACUGAGUCUGGGUCUGAGUUACCGGACUUCACAGCUCAUAGAUCAACAGAAAAACCACUGUAGGUGGUUAGGCUUGUACAACACAGGCACGCAACGCAGCCUGGCCGGGUGACCGGCAGCCAGACAGACAGUGCAGUCAUUGUGCACAAGCUGAUUCAGUGACCUCACAUGUGUGAAUCAGCAAAUAUUCACUUUCUCUAAAGGAAGAAGGAAAAAAAAUAUGAAUGGGCAAAAGACGAGAGGAGGAGGAAAAGUGCCCAAAGGAACGAUUGAGGCAGAGAGGGGCCAUGAGUCAGGGAGUGAUCACAUAUACUAACCAGCAGAGGGGUAUUGCUGAGUAAUUAUUGAGGAAAUUGUAGUUUACCGUAAUCGCACAACAGAGCCACACAUACAGUCCAAGCUGAGCGGCGAAGCACAUUGUUUGCCUCCGUUUUAGAUUUGGUGCUCAUGACUUAGGCUUUAAUCUACUCAGAUAUCACCACCUUUUAUAAUCUUUAGAAUUUUAGAGCCUAAAAAUAAAAACUUAAAGCAUUUUUGCAGUCCUGCUGCGUCAUAUUUUAAGUUAGUGGAGGCACUUUCCCUUACAAUAACAUUUUUCUUAUCCAAAAUAAAAAUAAUUGCAGUUUUUUUUGGCCAACCUAACUGGGAAACUAGUGACUAUUUAACCACUGUAGCUAAGUACAUCAGCGGUUAAUAUUAAGAUAUUAUAGAUUAUAUUUGUUUGUGCUUUGAUAAAAUUAAGUUAUUUUUUUGUUCUAAAAAAAAAAAACAUUUUCCCCAAAUUUCAAAUGAAACAAUUUCAUCAAAUCAGCUUUGCUAAACUACAUCUUAGCACUUUUUUUAUAAGUAGUUAAAUCCAGAUUUUCAGAAAACUCAAUAAGAUGUUCAUUUCCUGCAAUUAGCCUAUUAAUUAAUGAAAAAAACCAACAAAAAACUCUUUAAAAUGUUUUAUUUGGUAUGUGGUAGUUUAAAUGCUACAUGUACACAAACACAUUAAAAUCAAAAAUUGUAAUAUCUAUAUUUUAGAUAAUUGUAUACAUUACAGGAACAGAACUUGCUAACAGACUUGAUUAGCUACAUGCAGUGUUAGUCUAGCCUUCUCUCUGUUAUGCUUCUAUAUGCAUAUGUCAUUGCAUCUGUAGCUAUUUGCAAGCAAAGUGUUAACACACCAAAGCUAACACGUUCCUCUAGUCUACAAAAUUUGUGAAAUUGUGUUAACUAGAUCCUACUUAGGAAAUCUACAAGCAGUGAUGGCGGUCAGUAAACUUCAAUAAACAAAGCUUGUCAAAAAGUUUUGUCUAUUCAGGGAGAAAGUUAAAAAACAGAUAACACAUAAUUCAACUUCUAUGCUUACAAAUAAACAUGCAUCUUACACAAUCUCCUUUUCUAAAAAAAAACAAAAAAAAAACAGCUAAAGUGGUUAGAUGUUUAAGAGCAAUGCACCCAAUCAAUACACGCAAAUAUUAUUAAUCAAACAUAUCUUAAAAUUGACUUAUUUUUACCUGCACACUAUUGCAGCGAUAUUGCUUAAGUGUAGACCACCAAUAAAGGGUUUCAAAUAACUCGUCCUUCAUUUUGCCCCGUGGCACAUCUGAGUUUAACAGCUGGAGUAUUUAAGCCAUAUGCUGGAAAGAAAAGCUGAAGUAAAUCGGUGAACUCAAUGCCUUAUGCCUUCAACUAGCCUUCAGACUGGAUCACUUAAGACACAUGCUUGUGCCAGGUGUUAUGACAGCAAGUUCAAGACAUGCUCACCACUCUGAUAUUCACUUUUCAAAAUGUUGAAGUAAUGCUGUAAGUUGGCUUCACAUUCCUAAACUCAAACCACUCAGCUUUCCCUCCAAGCAAGUUAAAACAUUUUGUUUUCAGAAUAAAUUUGUCGUCAUGUGUUUGAAAUGUGUGCCGUUAUGGCCAAAGGUUAUGGAUCAUAUUGCCAUUAUUUAUUGAACAAAAAUGUUUAUUUAUUUUUCCCUGUGUGAUAAUACUGUAUUGUAACUUGAGAGAGAAUAAAUACUAGGUUUUUGUACAC